AUGAUGUACGAUCGGCCAUAUGAAAGCUUUGUGAGGCUCUUCCUCGCCUGCGAGGCCAGGAAUGCGACAAAAAGUGCCGAAGGCACAAUCAGGGCGAGGUUGUACCACAACCCUCGGCAGUUGGAAAGCCAUCCGGAGAAGUUAGGGGAGCUCCCGAUGCCGGCAACUCCUGUAUUUGCAUCCACCGCCGGGACGACCGCCAAGGGGCUCAACAGGACCUCUUCUUCAAAACUUCUCAUCUGGAGAAGCGGCGAAGCAUCACAGGGAGCACAAAUCCGAGGCGGAUUCUCUGACAAUCAUACACAGUCACCCAACCGGCGAAAGCGACAAAUGAUCCGCGGAUCCGGGCAGUGGAGGAUGAAGGCGGGGGAGUAUUCUAGCUCUGCUGGUAUCCCACGGGACCCCCGAGCACCCAGAGCUUGCUUCCAGGCCUCUCUCUCUCUCUCUCUGUGCCCCACCUCUCCACCCGCAGAGACCGUCAGAUCGAGUUUCCUGGUCCUCGGCAGCAGCGAUCGUGAGAGGCUCCAAAACCGCGACUGGAGGGUGCCGCACACGGUCACGCCCACGUCAUCACCAGCUUCAAUGGUCGGUGAUAAAAACCGCCCGUUAUAA
This is a messenger RNA of Spirodela intermedia, 612 nucleotides long. The record is from the annotation of a GenBank genome assembly. NCBI's taxonomy places the organism in Eukaryota, Viridiplantae, Streptophyta, Magnoliopsida, Alismatales, Araceae.